Prinia subflava (tawny-flanked prinia) is the source of this 1792-nucleotide messenger RNA. RefSeq names its product myelin protein zero-like protein 2. The transcript is spliced from 6 exons. The coding region runs from base 287 to 925 and encodes 212 amino acids. Gene Ontology annotation, biological process: cell-cell adhesion. Lineage: Eukaryota; Metazoa; Chordata; Aves; Passeriformes; Cisticolidae. The record is from RefSeq and is a predicted model, not a curated record. Gene Ontology annotation, cellular component: plasma membrane.
GGAAAGAUUGCAACACAAAAGAGCAGGGGAAUAUGGGAGGGGGAAGAAAUUCACCUUGCCUUGGGAAUCUCGCCGAUUUACGGCAGAAGUGAGCGGGGCUGGGCACAGCUCGGCCGGGAGCGCGGGGGGAGCGCUCACCUUCCCUCGCUGCGGGCAGGGAAUCUGCCCCACUGUACUGGGAAGACUUUGAGAAACUCAUCUUUUACCGCUCCCCGAGGACCCGAGGCGGAUUUGUGUCUGUCUGCAGCCCCGGAUUUGUGUCUGCAGCCCCGGAUUUGCGUCCCCGAUGCGCGGCCGCACCUGGCUGGGCGCUGCGCUCGUCCUUGGGGCGCAGCUCCGAGCGCUGUGGCUGGCGGCAGCCGUGGAGGUUCACACCGCCAAGGAGGUGGUGGCCGUGAACGGGACCAACCAGCGGCUGAAAUGCACCUUUUCCAGCAGCAGCCCCGUGGGCCAGCAGCUCUCAGUGACCUGGAACUUCCAGCCCGAGGACCUGAGCCCUCAUGAGCCGGUAUUUUACUACCUGAAGGAGCCCUACAAGCCCCCCUCGGGGAGGUUUAAAGAACGAGUCACCUGGGAUGGGAACGUUGAGCGCAACGACGUUUCCAUCAUCAUCUGGAACCUGCAGCCCAGCGACAACGGCACCUUCACCUGCCAGGUGACAAACUGGCCCGAUGUCUACGGCACCAUCGGGGAGGUGCGGCUCCGGGUUGUGCAGAAAGUGAGCUUCUCAGAGAUCCAUUUCCUGGCCGUGGCCAUCGGAUCUGCCUCUGUCCUGAUGAUCAUCGUGGUGAUAACCGUGAUCAUCUGCCGGCAGCACCGCAGGAAAGCGCGAGCCAAGAGGACGGAGGUGGCAGACACCGAGGGUAAAGAAAAGGAGAGCCUGAAGGUGGGGGAAGAAAAGGAACCCAUUCCACUGGAAGAUUAAAGGUCUUUGCUGGUGCACACAAUGCAGGUGCUUCCAAAGCAGCCGGUGAAAGCUUGUAAUUUGGGGUGCUAGAACAAAGCUGGAUUACAGACGCCCCACGCUGCCCGUGAGCCUCUGCUCAGCCUGAAAGCCUUGCAUGGAAAGAGGGUGACUUUGCAUGAGCUGUGAAUUCCCUCCGGUGAAGCAAAGCUGGAGGAUCCUGCCCCAUGAACAAAGAACUUUCCUUCAUCUUCUCACCUCUGGAAUGUGAGCACGGCUUCUCUGGGAGAUGAAAGUGCCAAGACUGACUGAGCAGAGGGCUGGGAGGUGUUUGAGCAGACGCACUCUUGCACCUUAGAAACCACAACGUGCCUUUGUGUUGCCCUGUUUUUAUUCCCUGAGAAUCCUCCCUGACACCCUGAGAAGGAAGACCGAGCAGCGAGGUCUCAGCUGGUACCACAAACGUCCUUGGAAUCCCUUUUCUACAUUAGAUGGACAGUGUUAGAGCUGGCGAGGUGUGCUGUUUGUUGUCAGGGACAACAUUCACCAGCCAGGGUGGUUUGCACAUCCAUGUCUGGCAGCUUUGGGAGAUUUUGGGGCUUAAAGAGACUUUUCUGCAGCUGUUCCCAUCCCCACUCUCAUUAUCCCAACAUUCCCCUCUGUUCCCAAGAACUGGAACCCACAGAGCUCUAACGGUGUCCAGCCAGCCCCAAAACAAUUCUGUUACAGUAUUUACCCAGCCCCAAAUCAAAGCCUUGCCCUGUCUGUUUGUAGAGUGUCUUUAUGGCUUUAUAACCUGUGCUGUGCCAGCCACGCUCCCUGGCUGUUACCUGUCUGUCUGUUUUUGUUUUCACUCACCUGUGUUGUAAAUAAAGGGCCUUGCUGAGA